GUUCUGUAUAAACCACAAGGAGUAAAGUGUCGUUUUAACCCACGGCCACCAUCAUGGAUACGAGCAAUUUGUUUGAGACUAUUUCCACCUUUACCAAUGGCUUCUUCCGUGACCCCAGCACCAGUAGGCGCUUCACUCCACCAUCCACCACUUUCUCCUGCGGAAAGAUGGGAGAGAACAACGGGGGCAUCAGUUCUUCUGGCCCCAGCAGGACAAGAACAGAGAUCCGGACGGUGGUGGAUGUCCUGGCAGACCACGCAGGGGAACUGGUCCGGACAGACAGCCCCAAUUUCUUGUGCUCAGUGCUGCCUUCACACUGGAGAUGUAACAAGACCUUACCGGUUGCCUUCAAGGUUGUGGCUUUGGGUGAUGUUCCUGAUGGGACAGUAGUUACAGUUAUGGCUGGAAAUGAUGAGAACUAUUCAGCAGAACUCAGAAACGCCUCCGCUGUCAUGAAAAACCAAGUGGCCAGAUUCAAUGACCUCCGAUUUGUUGGAAGAAGUGGAAGAGGAAAAAGUUUCACUUUGACAAUCACCAUUUUCACAAAUCCCACACAAGUUGCUACGUAUCACAGAGCCAUCAAAGUGACUGUAGAUGGACCGCGUGAACCAAGACGGCACCGGCAGAAAACUGAAGAGCAAGGAAAGUCAUUCUCUGAUCGUUACACUGAACUGGAACGCCUGCGGCAGAGUAUUAGAGUCCAGUCCAACCCAAAUCCUAGAGCCACUCUAAAUAAUACAAACCACUUCAGCUCCCAAGCCCAAACACAAAUACAAGGACCAACAGAUUUAAGUCCUUUCUCAGAUCCUCGACAGUUUGAUCGCUCGUUUCCUAGUCUUCCAUCACUCACUGAAUCCAGAUUUUCAGAUCCACGCGUCCACUAUCCAGGAGCUAUGUCCUCUGCAUUCUCCUACACUGCGUCACCUUCAGCUACUGGAAUUGGUGGUAUCAGCAUGACUGGAAUGCCCACUACAACUCGUUUUCACCAUACAUAUCUUCCACCACCUUAUCCAGGUUCAUCUCAAAACCAAAGUGGACCUUUCCAGACCAAUGCAUCACCAUAUCAUCUUUACUAUGGGACAUCAUCAGGUUCCUAUCAGUUUUCCAUGGUAGCAGGUGAGCGUUCUCCAUCAAGAAUGCUCUCUUCUUGUACAAGUGUGUCGGCUGGGAACAAUUUGAUGAAUCCUGGUUUAGCCAAUCAAAGCAAUGUAGUGGAUGCUGAUGGCAGUCAUAGCAAUUCUCCUACAACUAUGACCGCUAGUGGUAGAAUGGAUGAGUCAGUCUGGAGACCUUACUGAUGUUCAGCAUUGUAGUUGUUACCAAGAGUCUUCUAUGGAGAUUCUUUUAAAAGUAAGGUAUUGAAAUAUGUAUAUAUUUAAUAUUAUUCCUUACUGAUUGGUACUAAACAUGAAACAAUAAACCAAAGAAAAAUGCAUCAAAUGAAAAUAUUAAUUCAAACAAACAAAAAUAUUAAGACGUGAAAUCAUGUUCCUUUUUGACUGUGAAUGUACCAAUCUCCAUCCUAUGUCAUCAUUAUCAUCUCAACACAAAUACUGCAUUAAAUAUUUUUCAUCAAGAAAGAUCUAAGGCUGGAUAUUGUGGAACAAAUGAACAAAGUUGACCGAAAAACUACUCAAGAUGCUGUAUAUUUUAUGAAGUCUUUUGUUUACAGACAUUUAAUAGGCGACUAUUCUUUGGUACAGUUCAUCAGAUGGAUUCAGUUAGAAAAAAAAUGUUUGAACUGAACAUUAUUAUUAGCUGUUGUAGACUUUGGAGGAAGGAAAUUGAACAUGCUUAGAUAAUGAUGUGCACCCAAGGACCAAUACUUAUACAGGGAUGCUUAACAAGCCUAUAACAAGCGUAUAACUUGUUAAGUUAUUUCUAAAGGCAAAUUCUGUGAUUUUAGUGUUUCAGUUACAAUUCUGUUUCAUGUUACACAUAAGUGGACCAAGCUAUGAAUAUAAAAUAUGUUUUCAUAUUUUUUUUAUGCAGUUGUGAAAUAUAU
Messenger RNA from Bombina bombina (fire-bellied toad), 2005 nucleotides. RefSeq names its product RUNX family transcription factor 3 (gene RUNX3). Gene Ontology annotation, molecular function: RNA polymerase II cis-regulatory region sequence-specific DNA binding; ATP binding; DNA-binding transcription factor activity, RNA polymerase II-specific. The record is from RefSeq and is a predicted model, not a curated record. Gene Ontology annotation, biological process: neuron differentiation; hemopoiesis; regulation of cell differentiation. The transcript has 6 exons. NCBI's taxonomy places the organism in Eukaryota, Metazoa, Chordata, Amphibia, Anura, Bombinatoridae. Bases 54 to 1298 code for a protein of 414 amino acids. Gene Ontology annotation, cellular component: nucleus.